This is a messenger RNA of Caenorhabditis auriculariae, 3915 nucleotides long. NCBI's taxonomy places the organism in Eukaryota, Metazoa, Nematoda, Chromadorea, Rhabditida, Rhabditidae. The record is from the annotation of a GenBank genome assembly.
AUGUCAGUGGUUUCGGCUGGCGGCCGGCGUGGUCCGCCCAAAGAUGCUCGGUUUCGGUACGAUCCUCGGAUGAAGAACCCCCGAGGCCGCGGAUAUGCACAGUCCGACGUCGGCGAGCCUUUCAUUCCUCGCUUUUCCGCCGUCGCUAAUGAGGUUCGCGAUAUCGUAAAUUUUUUAUGACAUUGGUAGGCUAGCGGUGUGAUUCAAAUGAACGACCGAUGUUGAAAACGACAUUAACACGUUAGGAUCCAGGGGAUUAAUGGGUGCUACGUAAAAAGAAAUCGUAAGUAAAUUGCUUGAUAGGCUGGAACUAGGUUUUUUUUUUGAGUAAAAUCCAGAUGAUCUGGAACUAGAGCUGUUUGUUGCUUCAAUGAACUGGUCAUGCAGUUUCAGUUGAAAAGUGACCCUUUGAACUCAAGGAAAAGUUCCUAUGAGGAAUUUUCGAGUUUUUCACACUCUAAUAACAUGAAUGUGAAUUUUAAGUUUUUGUAAACCACCACGAACCUUUUUUCAGAGACUUACUAAAAACGUUAACUUGCAUCUGAGUUCAACUCAAAUUUUCAACCGUUUUUUUCCAAAUUAGCAAAAAUUGAAUUUUCGUGGAACAAUUUAAAGUUCAAAAAACUCGAAAAAGUUAAAAUGAGGAGGCUCUGAAGUCUCUGCAACAGAAAUUUUUAAAUGAUUAUAAACUGAGGAUAACUAUUCUGAUAGUUCUUUUUAUAAAUCAUUCGGACUCUCCGAAAACUGUUUGAAUCAGAGAUACUUGCUUCAAUGGACUAACCUAUCAUAUUCAUCAUCAAUGAUUUCAUGAAUUCAAAAAUUGAAAUCGUUACAAUUUUCAGUUUGAAAAACGUCUUAAGAAUCUCUCAUUUAGUAAACUUCUCAUUUCAAAAUUGCACCCAGGCAACAAAUCUUAUAACUUGCCCUAGGCUAUAAUAAAGGGUUUUUUGUUUAUUCCAUCUCAAAUGAAAUUUCAUUGACCUUAUUUCAAACCCCAACUAUUCGCAGUUUGAUGAGCUUCCAGAUUAUUUAGAUUCUUGUUAUUUAAGGUUUAUUUCCAGGGUGUCAAACUCAGUAUGCCGCACGAUGAAUGGGGUGACAACACUACAGUGAUAACCGGCGUCACCUCAGAGCAUUCAUACAACGGAGAUGAAAAGUCUGCUUUUUCUCCUCCAAUUGGUCGAGUUGUUGGACGAAGGUUUUUAGAAAUACUAACAUAGAGUUUUUAACUUCAAUUUCGCAGGUGUUCCCGGUUAUUUUGGCUAUUCUCCUCUUGUAUGAUAUGUUUGAUAGCGAUGUUCAGCGCCCCGGCUAUGUGUAGCAUACCUGUUAUAGCACCAUACGUCGGAUUUGACACUCCUCCUAUCGUCUGCGAUGUUAGUUUUUUUAUCUUUUAUUUUUUUAUUUUUUUAAUUUAACACAACCACAAAAAUAAAAAGUUGAAACUGAACAAGAAGAACAGUCUACAGAAGGUCAUUUGAAGCCACUAAAAAUCCAGAAAUCAGUUAGGGUUUUGAUGAUCACGUAGAAAGGCUUUUUUUUCCACAAUUUCAAGAACAGUAUUUGGUUUCAACAACUAAUAUAAGCUUUUCCGAACUUGAAACUUGAAACUCUCCAAGUCAACCAUUUUUAUGAGAAUUCAGUUUGAUAGCUUGAUGAGAAAUCAUGUUUUUGAUAAGUCGAAUAUUCAGGGCUGAAAGAUCUGGUUAUCUUCAAAAAAUAGAAUCGAAAAGUCUGCACCCAUAUAGGGUUAUUUUUUGAAAGUCGAUUUUUUUGAAAAAAAGUCCAUUAUUUUUUUAGUUGAAUGAGUUAGUUUGAACUAUUUACAGGAAUUUUCACUUUUGAGUUUCAAGAAAUAAUCGUGCAAAUCCUAAAAAUUCAUAAAAAUUUUUCCAUCCAGAUCGAUUGUCAAGGUCUGCUUCUUCUGCUGGUUCUGAAAAGCGUCCUUCUCAUCGUGGCUAUUUGGGCCCUUUUCUGGCGUAAAUCACUGGCUGAUAUGCCCAGAUUGUAAGAUUUCCUCACUUUUCUCUUUUAACUUUUUUUUAUUUCAGGUAUUUAUCAAGAGCUGCGCUCACCUUCUUAGUUCUAUUUAUUCUUUUUGCGUUUUGGCUUUUCUACAUUGUCCGGAUACUUUUUGAGAGAUAUGAUAAUUAUAAAUACAUAGUAUGUUUUUUUCGAAAACUUCAAACCUUGAAUGAAUGAUUUUCAGGUUUCUUUUUCACUCUCAUUACUUGACGCCCUUCUUUACACUCAUUAUUUAUCAGUGGUUCUUUUGGAGCUCAGAAAGAUGAGGAAACAAUUCAUCGUUACUAUUGUUCGGGAUCCUGAUGGUGAAUCCAAAACGAUGACAAUUGGUAUAAAAUCUUCACUUUUCAAUAUAAAAUGAAAUUCUUCAGGAGCUACAUCUAUCCAAGAAGCGGCGACAGAAAUAUUGCAAUUUUAUAUCUCUAACUUUCCUUCUUACAACUUCCACUUAGACAAGGUAAUUUAACUUUUCCAUGUUCCAAUGGAUUUUUUGAAUUCUAAAGGCUCGACACUCCGCCACAUCUCGUCCAGGAGUUUCUCAAGGCGGCGCUGGCUUCAAAAUGUACAAUAUCGAGCAAUGCAGUGGCCAGGAGAUGGUCAGCGAGGUGAUUAUUAUCAAUAAAUUGUAAAAAAACGUCUUUUUCGAUCCACAGGUUAACACAAGAGCUCUGAUGGAAGCUGCGGCAAGAAGGAGAAUCGCUGGGUAUUCUGAGAUAAUGCAAGAAGAGAUGGAUUUCGAGCGAAGAUUGAAGAAGAGAAAGUAAAAUUUUAUUUAGUUUCGAGAGGUAAAUGUUUUUAUUGAAGAUAUCGUCUGAUGGCGGCUGCUGAAGACGCUUUUUCCCAUGUUCAAAGUGCCGAGCAACAUGGAACGAAUGGAAAGGUGAAUCAGCUUCAGAAACAAGGGUCUCAGUUUUGCCCAGUGGUUUCUAUUCAAAAAUAAAAAAAUCAUUUUUUUACCGUCAGCAGAGUUGAGACUUUGGAGAAUGACUCAAACUAGUCAAAAAAAUUUCAUAGUAUCUGCAGUUUUCGGUAUUCAUAUUUUAUAACUUCAUUUUUUUCAGAGUGUCCAGAAUCAAAUGGACUCUUUAACCGCUGCUCAAAACGUCUUCACUUGGAUCGUCCGACCACUCACCAAAUACCUCAAAACGACCCGUUUGCUUCCGCGACAUCCUUCGGAAGUUGUGACCCGACAUAUAGAAAGGUACCCUUUGUUAUUCUGAAACAAAAAUCUAUUUAAAUGAUUUACAGAUGUCUAACUUUGAAAUUGUCGCAUCGGACAUUUUUGCAACGAUUUUUCAGUGAUAGGAUACCAACGCAGGUUUGUGAAUGUCUUUCUUUUCUGAGAGAAGUUUCCAUUUUCCAGGACGUUGUGACGGAGUCCAAGUGGUCGCUGAUUUGCGCUGAGCCUGUUUCGGACUCUAUACAACAUGGAAUGACUAUUGUUAUGCGGUCACAUAAUCAGGUUAGUUUAUGAAAAAUGUUUUGGUUAAGGAACUUUUUUUCGAAAAUCCAUUUGAGAAUUAAAGAGUCGUUUUCCCCCGUUCUUGUGAAUUCUUUGUUGAAGUUAAUUUUUAUUUUGAUCAUAUCGAAAGUUUUCUGAAUCUGAUAUCAUAAUUUUUCCGGGCAGGUAUAGGAAACUUCUUUAAAAUUUUCGAAGCUUUCUAAAUUUCAGUUAUAAAAUUCAACUUCGCGUUAAUUUUCUAUGAAUACCAAAGUCUUUCCUCUGAAAUUUUAGACCUAUUUUUUCAACCUGCUUUUUUUCAGGAUGCUGACGUCGGUAUCCAACUAGUUUGUACCAUCAGCAGUAUUCCAUUCUUCAACCUAACCGAACAAUCUCGAACUGCCGUCAACAAAUUCGCGUUGAGAAUAAGCAACGAAUCUUCUGUAUGA